UUCUGAGUUGGGCUUGUGGUGUUUUGGGUCGACGAGGGAGAUGUUGGCGGUGUUCGAUCGGAAGGUCGCGAAGUGCCCGGAGGGGCUGAGGAGCCCGGGGGCGGAGGGGGGCGACGGGGGACGCAGCAUGUUGGAUCACUUCCUGGCGGCGCGAGCGGGGGCGGUGGCCAUCAACCUUGGCUCUUCUGGGGGCUUGGCUUACACGUCGAAGAAGCAGACUCCUCUGCUUCCGAGAUUAUUCGCUGUGGUGGAUGAUAUAUUUUGCUUAUUCCAAGGGCAUAUCCAGAAUAUAACUUCUCUCAAGCAACAGUAUGGAUUAGGCAAGACUGCUAAUGAAGUAAUUAUUGUCAUUGAGGCGUAUAAAACACUGAGAGAUAGAGGACCAUUCCCUGCAAGUCAAGUUCUGAGAGAUCUAAAUGGAAAAUUUGCUUUCAUUCUGUUUGAUAGCUCAUCAAACACUACCUUCAUGGCCAGCGAUGCUGAUGGGAGUGUUCCCUUCUUCUGGGGAGCUGAUGCACAAGACCAUCUUGUACUUUCCGAUGAUGCGGACAUUGUCAAGAAGGGUUGUGGAAAAUCAUUUGCACCUUUUCCUAAAGGCUGCUUCUUUACGACAUCUGGGGGAUUGCAGAGUUUUGAGCAUCCUAUGAACGAACUUAAGCCGAUGCCAAGAGUUGACAGCCAAGGCCAGGUCUGUGGUGCUACGUACAACGUUGACUACAUGGCUAAGAAGGAUGCCGGGAUGCCCAGAGUCGGCAGUUCUGCAAAUUGGUCUUCCCAAUUUUAACACUGCAAGCAAUUGCAUGCUGCCUUUGUUGUUUCUCCCUACAUAUAUUAACCAUGUCUUUUUUUCCAUUUGAUGUAUCCAUGCUUCACCUUGGUGAUUGUGCACAUCUUUGCAAGAAUGUUUAUGCUCUUGCCAAAGACCUUGCUAUAGCAUAAAGCAUCAUACCUAUGUUUGGAUCCCUGAACCUUUUAUGUAGCAGUGAUAAAUCUCCCACUUGUAUGUGGCAAAUAAAAGUUCUUUUUACUUCUUUUGAUCAA
Molecule: messenger RNA, 1041 nt
Organism: Musa acuminata AAA Group (dessert banana)
Lineage: Eukaryota; Viridiplantae; Streptophyta; Magnoliopsida; Zingiberales; Musaceae
Product: stem-specific protein TSJT1-like
Exons: 4
Coding region: 41-784 (247 amino acids)
Source: RefSeq, a predicted model, not a curated record